CAAGAACAACGUGGGCCAAGCGGGUAUCAGCUUAAAGUCGGCAUUUUGAUAGGGUGAAUCGGGUAAAAGCCGGUUUCUUGUAGACUUUUGCUGGAGUUCAGUGCCACAUGCCAGACAGUGCUGUAGUGAGACUGAGUGAAGCUGUAGGCCAUCAGAACACCAGAUGAUUUUGUAGCAAGAACCACAAAUGGAGACCUCUGAUGGUGCUGAAACAGCUGCUGAUGGCUCAUUGAAGGAACAGAAAUGUUCAGAAACAGCAUCAGAAGGCCAUGUUUUGGUCACUGAGCAUGCGGUCAGCACUGGGUCACAAGAUGGAUUCGCUCUGAGCUCUCAGGAGGCGGGGAACAGAGGCGAUGCUGCCGUGCGGGCCGGCAGCUCCUCCGCCAACAGUGUGGAGGUGGGGAACACAGGCGAUGCUGACGUGCUGACUGGAAGCCCCUCUGCUAACAGCGUGUCCGUCAACACCACCACUGAAGCGGCACCACCACCCAUGUCCAAGCGCCAGCAGAAGCGGCUGGCAAAGCGCGAGGCCUACCUGGCGCUGCUGCCGCAGCUACGGCGCGCCGAGCGGCAGCGGCGCAAGGAGAAGCGCGCGGCGGCGGUGGCGGCCGGCGUGGCGCCCAAGCGUCCGCGGCUCACGCGUAUGACAGAGGGCGGCUGUGACGUGCGAGUCGUCAUCGACCUCUCGUUCGACGAGCUGAUGACCGACCGCGACCUGGGCAAGUGCUUGAAGCAGGUGCAGCGCUGCUACGCCGCUAACCGGCGCGCGCGACGGCCGCUGCAGCUGCACCUCUCCAGCAUGGACGGCCGCAGCCGCGUACUCAUGGACGCCAACGACGGCUGGGCCAACUGGGACGUGCACGUGCACCGCGAGCACUUCCGGCAGGCGCUGGACCCGGCCAGCAUCACCUACCUGUCGAGCGAGUCGGAGCAUGAGCUGACGGCGCUGGAGCCGGGCCGGGCGUACGUCAUCGGCGGCCUGGUGGACCACAAUCACCACAAGGGCCUGUGUCUGCGGCGCGCGGAGGAGGCCGGCCUGAGCCACGCCCGUCUGCCGAUCGACCAGUUCGUGCAGAUGCGCACGCGCAAGGUGCUGACCAUCGACCACGUGUUCUGCAUCCUGCUGGAGGUGGCGGCCGGCCGCAGCUGGCAGGAGGCGCUCUGCACGGUGCUGCCCGCGCGCAAGGGCGCCGUCGUCCGCGAGCCGGAGCAGGAGCAGUCUGAGGCCGAGCUCGAGGCGGGGCUGGAAGCGGAGCCAGAUGCGGAGCAGGGCGGAAGCGGGGAGAAGGAGCAGAAACCGAAGCCGGUGGCGUCGGCGCCGGAGGACGGCGACUCGGAGCCAUCGGCGGAAAGCCAAGCGGGCUCAGAGUCCAACGGACGCCGGAAAGCAUCGCAGUGCGACCGUGGUGAGGAAAUAGGACACAGCGAAAACGCCCAGGUGACGGAAGGGCAGGUGACUGAACGGGACGGUGUUCCAGUGUGCUCUGAUGGCAAGGAGCAGUCGCUGACGGAGUCGGGAAAUGUGAUAGACGCGGUGACGGCGGCGGCGGCGCCGACGCUCAUUGUCACCGCUGGAUCAACAAAGGCCGAGACGGAAUGUGGAAUGAAUAAAAUGUGACCAGA
Molecule: messenger RNA, 1623 nt
Organism: Pollicipes pollicipes
Lineage: Eukaryota; Metazoa; Arthropoda; Thecostraca; Pollicipedomorpha; Pollicipedidae
Product: tRNA methyltransferase 10 homolog A
Exons: 2
Coding region: 188-1618 (476 amino acids)
Biological process (GO): tRNA N1-guanine methylation
Cellular component (GO): nucleus; nucleoplasm
Molecular function (GO): tRNA binding
Source: RefSeq, a predicted model, not a curated record